Molecule: messenger RNA, 738 nt
Organism: Entamoeba invadens IP1
Lineage: Eukaryota; Evosea; Mastigamoebida; Endamoebidae
Exons: 1
Coding region: 1-738 (245 amino acids)
Source: RefSeq, a predicted model, not a curated record
AUGGCGGAUUCACACGAUAACGAACAAGACAAGAAGGUUUGGGCCGAGUCGAUGGAGAAAAAGGUUGAGUUUUCGAACAUGAACGACGGUCUUCUAAACUUCUGCUUGACACAUGGGUUUGUGGGGGGAGAUAAUAAACCGCGCGCGAGUAAGGAAGACAUGGAAUGGCUGAGAAAGGUAUUUGACGGGAUAGAGAGCGAAGCGAAGAUGAUGUUUAACAUCUUACAAGAGUGUGACAAGUAUCUUGCUUUGAAGGCGAAGGGAGUGAAGCCAGAAAAGACGGAAGAAGAGAUAGGGUUAGGGUUGGAAGAGUUGGUGGAGCUUGUGGAGGACAUUAACAACGCAAAUGACUUUGUCAAAAUGAAUGGACAAUACGAAAUGAUUAAGUUGCUGAAUGAAGAGAAGAACGAAAGGAUUCUGGAGAACGUCUGGUGGGUAUUAAAAGCACUUGUGAAUAACAAUCCGCACGCUCAGAAAAUGUUAUUUGAACAUAAGGAGUUCAUGCAAGUCUUCAAGAAACAGUUCUUAAGUACAGACAUUAACUCACCCGUCUUUUUCAAGAUCAUCUGCUUCGUCUGUGCCUUUAUUAACGAAAACCAAAGUAUUCAGAACGAAGUCGGAGGAGAGGAGUUUGUCGUGAAAUACAAGGAAGUCCUGAAAAAUGGAGACGACAAGACUAAAGACAGAAUGAAGUACACUCUCAACAAAUUCAGCGACCAACAAAUCAGUUCGUUGUGA